Racocetra persica is the source of this 839-nucleotide messenger RNA. NCBI's taxonomy places the organism in Eukaryota, Fungi, Glomeromycota, Glomeromycetes, Diversisporales, Gigasporaceae. The record is from the annotation of a GenBank genome assembly.
CCUUUCUUUCGUCUACUUCUACAUUAUUUGACAAACAUCUCACGAAGUCGCGAGAAUUAGUCAAGGAAAUGCUUAGAGAAAGAGGGUUACCCAUAAUUAACACCACAGCAUCUGCUUUUAUAAAAGGAGAUCUUAAGGCACUUAAAGUGAACUUCAAACCUGUCGAAUGCAAUAACAAAAUCGCUCCUGAAGUUGAUGACUUAUUACCAGAACAAUAUAUUCUCCACGAUAUCCAUUUCGCUGAUCUUGAGAAGCAAAAUUUCGAUGUAAGAAAGAUUGACGUUUCUGACGAUGUUCGGACAUUUAUUCUCAAACUGCAUUGGGUUGUAAAGAACUCAGGCACUGAUGAAACUUUUACUGAUACAUUAAUGGAUGAUUUGCUUCGUAUUGUUGGGUUUAAUACUUUUCCUUUGGAGAUUAGAAAUCACCAAGAAUGCAGAUUGUUCAUUGGAGGACAUCCUUAUUUAACAGCAGAUCCCGAAUUUUCGAUUAAGAUGAUAGACACGGCCAUGAUUGCUGUGGAGGAUAAACAUAUCGAAAAUAUUGAAAAAUGGCUAGACUACGGAUCAGGCCAUGGAACAAACUAUACAGUAUAUGCUGUUCGCAUCAUCUCAACAUAUGUUACGUUCUACAAAACUGUGAUUCCUUCAUCAUAUUUUGAAGAACUUAGCGAGGAAGGUCUGCCACAAAAACAAUCGGUUGAAAUUUUAAGGUGGCCAGAAGAAAACAUCCCAAUAGCCGGCUUGAAUAUUGCAGAACCAGAAGGAAGACGUGAAGUGCUAGAAAUAUUAAUCAAAAUUCGUAAACAUCUUGUAGAGAAGGGAAAUUAUGUAUAUUAA